Molecule: messenger RNA, 2685 nt
Organism: Naegleria gruberi
Lineage: Eukaryota; Heterolobosea; Eutetramitea; Acrasida; Naegleriidae
Exons: 3
Coding region: 1-2685 (894 amino acids)
Biological process (GO): intracellular signal transduction; cAMP biosynthetic process
Source: RefSeq, a predicted model, not a curated record
AUGGUCACACGAGUAGCCCAAAAGAAUAAAUCAACCAAUAAUUCCUCCUCAGCAGCAGCUCUGGUAACAUCAACCAGUUCGGAAUUACAAAUCCUUAAUGAUUAUAAUAAUGAUGAAUCGACCACAUCGCCCGUAACCCCAAUAACAACACUCACACCCAUCACUGAUUUAUCAAAUAAUAAUGUUGUUGCAUAUAAUAAUAAUAGUAGUAGUAAUAAUAUUACUGGUACCAACGGUAGUAGCAGCAAUAAUUUAUCAAAGGCUGCUGUUGUGUCGACGAACACACCAUCAUCACCUAUGAAAAAGUCCUUAACGACCAAGGAAUCACUUAGAAAGAAUACAAAGACAACAAAUAAGAAGGAAGUUAAAAAGCAAAAGAGCAAUGCCACAAGAAAGGCAAGCAAUAGUAAAUUGAUAGUGCCCGUUGCAAGUGCAGAAGAUGAGAAAAAGCUUAAAGAAGUACUAGCCGAAGAUGAAGAUCUCACACUGGAGAAGGGGAAAAAAGUGGAGAAGGAGAAAAAUUAUUUGAAUUCUCUGGUAUCUAGAAUAUUCUCCAUUAAGUUUUGUCUUUCUGUGAUUAUCAUUCUAUUGAUCCUUAUUUCGACUAUUUCCAUAUUCGUUGCUACUAUUGUUUUACAAGGUGCAUCUAUUAAUGAAUUCACUACCAAUCUGGGAUCACAAACAAAGCUGAGAACAGUUGAAUUCGUGAAUAACUUUAUUCAACUACCGUUCCAAAUUACUGAUAGUGUAACGAACAGUUUUACUGCACUUGACAAGUUGAGCCCCAAAAUGGUUGAUUGGAAUCUAAGAAUUCAAGUUCUCUACUCUAUGGUCAUGGGUUUUGGACUUCGUUAUGCCUCAUUCACUCACAAAGAUGACUACUAUUUUGGUAUAUUGAGUAAUACGACAGCAUGUACAAUAGAGUACUAUCAGAAUGGUGUUCUUUAUGCUGAAGAACCAAUUUUUAGUGAUUUUAGGUAUAAUUUGAGCAGAAAAGAACCUCAAUCAUUGGAUGCUGAAAUUGUGUACGGUUUCGAAUGGUGGACUUUCCCCUUAGAAAGAAAAAAGAAAGGAUGGACAAGUUUGUAUGCAACAAGUAAUGUAGAAAGUGUUUGGAUUACAGCAUACCAUCCAAUUCUGAAUGCUACAGGAGAUGUUCAAUAUGUGGUAACGACAGAUCUGCUUGUCAAAGAUAUUAAUGCCUAUUUGGCAAGUGUCAAAAUGAGUCCCAACUCAAUGGUGUAUGUGGUUUCUUCUCUAACCAGUGAAAUGAUUGCUUGCUCCAAACCAAACGAAGAAAUUUUAUAUGUUUAUGAUCAAAUUGUUCCUCAUAAACUGGUGCGAAAGAAACUUCAUGAAAGCUCACUGCCGGAUGUGCAGGAAAUUGGUAAAUUACUUAUGACCAAGUAUGGGGGUAAUCUGCAAGAUUUCACAGGCCAUGACAAUCAAUACACAGUGAAUGGUAACAGUUACUUGUUGAAUAUGGAAUCCGUAGACGAUGAACAUGACCUUAAUUGGAAGGUCUUAACAAUCAUGUCAGUCGACGAUUUUAUGGGUUCUGUUAUUUGGUUUAGAAAUAUCGUCUUGAUUGCUGACUGUAUCAUUUUGUUUGUUUCCUUAGUUAUUGCUGUCGUUGUGAGUAUGUUAAUUACAGCCCCUCUUGUUUCGCUCGGAAAUGAUAUGGACGCUCUUGGUAAAGGUCAAGUUCAAGCAAAGAAGAAGCGUCUAAUUCUCUUCCACGAAGUUAAGAAAUUGAGAAACCACUUUACUAAAAUGUCUUUGGCUGUCGAUGGUUUCAUGAAAUACGUACCAAAAGAAAUUGUCUCCAAAUUUAUUGGCAGUGAUUCAGCAUCGUUUGAUUUGGGUGUUGAUUCCAAACAUAUUGCCAUUCUAUUUUCAGAUAUUAAGAGUUUUACGACUAUUUGUGAAGCAACAGAGCCCAACACAUUGAUUGCCAUCUUGGGUAAAUACUUUGAAGUUACCUCUGAAGUUGUAUAUAGAAAUAGAGGUGUUUUGGAUAAGUAUAUUGGCGACUCUUUGAUGGCCUUGUUUGGUGCUCCAGAUACAUUUGAUUUUUAUGUCUUUUUCGGUUGCAAUGCUGCAUUCGAAAUGCAAAAAUCCCUCCAGCCUUAUAAUAGACAAUUAGAAAAGGAAGGCAAGCCAGGUCUCUACACUAGAGUGGGUGUUAGUUGUGGUGAUGUCCUUGUCGGUAAUAUUGGUUCAACAUAUCGUUUAUCUUAUACUUGUUUGGGAGACUCUGUAAAUCUUGCUUCUAGAUUGGAAGGUUUGAAUAAGGUGUAUGGAACUAACAUUAUGGUGUCAGAGUUUUGUUAUGAAAUUGUCAAAGACUUGUUCCUUUUCAGAAUGUUAGAUGUGGUCGCUGUCAAGGGUAAAGUAACUGGUGUUAGAGUUUAUGAAAUUGUUGCUAGAAAAUGGUCACCAUUCCAAGGAGAUUCGGUUAUGAUUCCACAAGAUAAGGUUGAUUAUUGCAGAUUGUACAAUAACAUUCUGGAAGACUUGUACCUGAAGAAAAAGUUUGGUGUUGCAGAGAAGGCAUUCAGAGAGUAUGCUGACAAGUAUAAUCAAGAUUCAGCAGCUCUUGAAAUGGCAGAGAGAUGCAGAGCUUAUUUGCUUGAACCACCUCCAGAUUCUUGGAAUGGUGUAUAUAUUGCUACAGAAAAGUAG